AUAAUUAAAAAAGAUAACUUCACUAACAAAUGACUUAGCAUGUAAAUGCUACCAAUAGCUAGAAUUGCUCAAAAAUGUCUCAUUAGAACUGGAAUGGAAACAGGAUAUAUUAUAGAUGCGGCGCAAGACAUUCAAAACAAGUUAUCAAAGAGGGGAAACAUAAACAAUAAAAAUGGAAGCCAAUGUAGAUUUUAGCAGGAUUUCGGCCAAGUUGUACCAGAAAUACGCACAGCAUGUAAGAAACUUAAAGGAUGUGUGCGUGUCCAAGACGGUGAUGAAGCCAGGUGCCUUUUUCGACAGUCUGCAGCAGAUGAUGGAGGAGGAAGCCGCAGCCACCACACCUCCAAAAGAUUUGGGCUCGGUAGCCGACUAUACAGAGCUUUUCAAGACUUUGGAGGAGUAUCCAGCUAACCUGCAGAAGAUAACCAAGAAGCGGGAGCUGCAGCGCACAAACUCAACGAUCCUACGAGGAGUGGACGAGUCGGCAGCUAUCAACAACUCAAACGUUUCGCUCAGUCUGACGCGUCUUGAGGAGCAGCGAAGUGCCGUGGAUGUGUAUAACGACUUCAAGGUCUUCCAACGGAAACUCGCAAAGAUCUACGACGAGGCCGCCGCGCUGGACACCACGGAAUCCAUUUAUAAGCAGAAACUGACUCAACUCCAUGGCUUUGCACAGCAGAUGGAGAAGCUGAUGCCCACCGGGGGUGAAUCGCUGCCAGAUGCUUUUACAUCCGAGGAGCAGGAAAAACUUCUAACGAUUGCCGCCAACAUGGAGCAGCUAAACUACCUCCGCUCCAACAACCUCCAGUUUCCCAAUCCCAGCGAAAUUCUGGCCCAUGGAAGUCCGGCCGCACGUCUGGAGAUGCUGGUCGAGGUGCUUACCUAUACUCUCCUCCAAAUUAGUAGUUACAACAUGGCGUUGAUCUGAUUACGCUAAAGUAAGCUCUAAUGGCAUUCUGAUACAUUGUAUUACUAUUACUACUAUUCAACAUACUUAUUCAUUCUUAAUUAUCAAUAAAUAAACUGCUUUCUUGACUUGUCUUGUCAUUAAAGUUA
Messenger RNA from Drosophila eugracilis, 1056 nucleotides. RefSeq names its product augmin complex subunit msd5 (gene msd5). NCBI's taxonomy places the organism in Eukaryota, Metazoa, Arthropoda, Insecta, Diptera, Drosophilidae. Bases 173 to 928 code for a protein of 251 amino acids. The record is from RefSeq and is a predicted model, not a curated record. The transcript is spliced from 2 exons.